Molecule: messenger RNA, 3315 nt
Organism: Brettanomyces bruxellensis
Lineage: Eukaryota; Fungi; Ascomycota; Pichiomycetes; Pichiales; Pichiaceae
Exons: 1
Coding region: 1-3315 (1104 amino acids)
Molecular function (GO): protein binding
Source: RefSeq, a predicted model, not a curated record
AUGCUCAUUCCAUUCCUUUUUGCAUUUGCCGGCCUUUGCUGGCUUGCCCAUCGUUUUUCAUCACUUAUUUCUAUUAGCUUGGAAAAAGCGGUCAAAACAUUAAAUGUCUGUGUUCCCAAUGUUCCCCUCAUUUCUAUAGAUAAGGUGUCAUUCAACCGUAUAGCAUUACAUUGGGACUCUGGAAUUGGCAGAUUCAACUCGGAAACAGGUAAAAAUGCUGCCGGAAACGUGUCAAAUAGCAGUAAUACACCUGAUGGCUCUUAUGAGGGCACAAACAGCGGUCCCAACACAGAGGCAAACAUUGAGGGUCCACGAAAGCUUCCUCAGGUCUCACCUUAUGCAAUAAGUCAUUAUGUCUUGUACAUCAACGGUCUUCAAACAGCGAUUAUAGAUGGAAAUAAGCAGUCUUGUGUUUUAAACGGCCUUACUCCAGACACAAACUAUCAAGUUGAUCUCGUCGCCUUUAACAUGACUAACUUCCGAUCCAGAAGUUGCCCUAUAUAUGUGAAAACUGCAGCCAGAGAUGAUCCAAAGUUUGCACAAAACGGUCUUGGUGGUUCUUUAGACCAUCCUGAUGCACUACUGCGAACUUUAGUUCCUGAUCCGGGUGAUCUGAUUGUCCAUGAAGCCUUUAAAUCUCGUUCAAGAAGUUCCACGAUUGAUGGUGGCUCCAGUUUUGGAUUUGACAGUGCGAAUAACUCCGGUGUGCAGCAAGAGCCAACCAGAACGCCGCCUAAUCUAAUUACGGAUAUAAACGAGUUGAAGUUUUUACUUGAAAGUGGAUUAGAAGAAGUGAAAAGCUUGAUCCACUCUCAUCGCAAUAUGGAAACAGAAUUCAAAGAAGAAGAGGAGGCUCUUAUUUUGGCAAGAAGAGAGGCCAAGCAGCGGAGAAAGAUAGAAGAUUCAAACAGAGCCAAUCUUCGUCAGGAAAUAAAGUAUCUUGAGGAGCAGAGGAUGAAGUCGGAGAAUAAAUUAUCGGCAAAUAGGCAAAAGCUGAACGUACGCUUGAAGAAAAUACAUUUGAAGGAGGAUCAGAUUGAUGCAUGGAACAAAGAAAUUGAUAAAAUGAAAGAGGAGAAACGGACCAUUUUGGAAAAAGACCACCCGGAGCAAAUGGAUAAAUUGCAAUACCAGAUACAGGAGUUGAACAAGGUGUCGUUUUCCCUCCAGGUUGAAAUCCAUGACUUUGAAAACGAGUUGAAGUCUUUGAUGAAAAGUAAAAAGCAGCUGGAUACGUUGAAACAGAAAUUGGGCGACCUGUUUCGGCUUUUGGACGAACAGACAGAUUUGCAAACCGGUGUUCUAAAGCCGGAAGGUCAGGAAACACUCGAAAAACUACUACUUUUGAAACCGGACUGGAGCAAAGAGUUGACUGAUGAAGUUCUAACGAUAGACAAGCAGAUGGAAGCUGAGUGGAAAGAAUUACAAAAGAAGGAGUUUGGAAGAGUCGAAAUGUUGAGGAAUUCAAGAAAUAGCAGUUAUUCGAACGGUGUUUCUAAUCCAGACGCUGAUUUAGAUGUUAAAUGGUCAGAAUCUCCAUCAGAUCUUAAUAGACUACUCCCACAAAGUCUUAUUGAUGAUGAUUUUGAUUACAAUGUGGGUGCAGUCAGACAGCCAGUUGCUUCAGCAGCUCAAUCACCGGUUUCUUCUGCUAUUCCAAGUCAGGAUGUCUCGAUGGAUAGUCCCGUUAACUUCUCAUCUGUUGGUGUGCUUCAGCAGCCUAUUAGCAACUCAUACAAUUCUUCAUUAAAUGCCCAACCAAUAUCUCAUGAUGAUCGCAACAUAUCCGGAUUAUCGCAACCACAAAGUUCAGACUUUGGUAAUUCAAAUUCGACAGCUGUUGGUCAUAAAGCGGCCAGCAGCUUGGACAUUCUUGCCGGUUUGUACAAUAAUGAUAUGAACGCCUCGAAUAUGAACUACUCGACUAUUACUUCACUCAGUGCUUUGGCCAGUAAAGCCAGUGAGAUGGCAGCAAAUCAAAGCAGCGGUGUGAUGUCUCCGCAAUCGCUACGUGCUGUUCAGCUUCAUCCUACUGACAGUGCCAUUUCAGCAUCAUUGCUAGAUAUGGGAAAUACACUAGGCAUGCCGUCAAACAGGAGAUCCAUGCUUGAUGGAUUUUCGCGUAUUUCUUCUUCUGGAGGAAGCAUAAUGGCUCUUGGAAGCUCUCCGCCAACCCAAACAGACCCGGCAAUUGGUCUGAGUGUCAGUAAUAGCCAGUUUUCACGGCUUUUCAGUAGUCCUACUAACAAUAUUGCUGCUGCCAGAGCUGGUAAUGUUGGAACUGUCAGUCCAGUUGAUCGCGGACGCAGUUCGCUUGAAUAUGUUACCCGUGCAAGAAGUACGAGUUUUGGUUCGAGUAUCUGGAGCAAUGGUGGUGUAAACAGCAAAGGUAUCAAUGCCAAUAAUCAUGAAAACCUUGGAAAUCCAGACAAGUCUGAAUCUUCAGCCACAAACAUGGCUGAUUGGACCGUUGGUUCGGGAUGGGGAACCUCUAUGGGAAACUUGGGCGAACCCAUUUCACUGGUUGCAAGUUCUUCAUCUGCUCCUCGCACUGCUCCCGAAAGUAUGUCUAACAAAGAUAGUAAGCAGCACAAUCAUAAUUGGCUUCAUAAUUGGGGUCUAAGUUCUGCAACAGACGAGUCUGCAAAUGACUCUUCUAAGCUUGAGGAAGGAGACUCGUUAAAGUAUGAUGAGGAGCAACAUCAGGGUUCGCAAUCCUUCUUCAAAAAUAAGAUCUUCAAGUUUGGCAUGACUCCUACGAAGGCUAAAAACUCUGCUAAAUCUGGGCCUGAAAUCACCGUGUCAGAGGACAAAGAUGCUGUGAAUAAUCAAAGCAAUACCGAUUCUCCGAGAUCUGGGGAGUCUAGUGGGCAUUUGGGAAGUGGAUUUGGUUCCAGGUCAUCACGAAUAUUUAAACUAGGAUCCAGAAAGGCGUCUUUCCACAGUAUGGGAUCCGGAAAGAGUAACAUUUCAGGAGAAACCAAUGGAAGUACGGCUGUUGGUGAGGAUGUAUCUGUAAAUGAGGACGAAGAGAAUAGUCACAGUGGUGGAAAAAGCGGCAAAAGAGGAAGUAGCGGAAGUGACAGCAGUAGUGGAAGCGUGUUUUCGAGAAAGUUGAGCUUUCCAUUCAAGAAGGACAAGGAAAAGGAGGAAGCAAGCGGCAGAUUAGAAGAAGUCAAGGAAGAGGAUGAGGAGGAUUCAGAUAAAAGACGUGUUGGUAAUGAAGAAAGCGAGGAGCUUUCAGAAGAAAAGAGUAAGAAUAAAAAGUCGAAGAAAAGAAGAAAGAAGAAGCACAGGACUGAAAAAGAAAGAUGA